UUCUCGGGCCCAGCUUUCUCGGAUAUCCUUUUAAUCCGAUGUACAGCAUGCCUGGUACAUCAAGAGAGGCAAAUGGAAUGCACAAUGCAGCUAUCUCUUUUGCUAAUCCACACACACAUAAUCCAGCAGAAAAUGAAUUUGAGUCCUUAGCAGAUCAACAGAGCACAGAAGAAGAGUCUGAGAAACAAGAUACAGAAGACGAUAGCCUAGAUGAAAGCACUUCUGGCAAAAAAAGAAGUGUUGUACAGGCUAGAGGACAAAAGAGAAAAGCUAAGGAAACAGAAACAUCUACUUCUCAUUCUACAGAAAAGAGCAAAAAAGACAAGAAGGAAAAAACAGCCCAGACAAUUAACACACCGGCGGCUAAAAGCGUGAAAGAAAAAACUAAAAAUAAAUUCGGCAAUAAAGUAUGGAGUGAUAGAAGACUGAUGAAUAAGAGGAGAAAAGGCUAUAAGUCCAAGCAUAGAACAAUAUAUAAAAUUGGUCCCUACAACAAGCCAUAUAGCCUAGCUUUAGGAGAAGAGUCUCAGCAAGAAAAAAACAUAAAGACUAUAGAACACUUCUGCAGGGAAGUUGCUCCAACAUUAGAGCAGAAUGCGCUGUGGUACUUUAUUGCAAGUAGAAGCACGAAUAUAGGCACAAAGCACAGUGAUCUUUUGUGGCUGAAGAAGUUUUUUAAGAACGAAGAAGCCAACGAGUAUAAGAAAAUGGUGGUGGGUCUUGAAGGGUACUAUCCCGGCGUGUUUGACGACAUGAUCGACUACAUAGAAAACCACCAGCCGAUAAGAAUCAACAAAAACUGCCCUCCAACUGAGUGGGAGGAAACGCUGGGAGAUAUCUAUCUUCGAGAAGGCCUGAAGAUAAACGACAGUGUGGUAAAAGAUCAGGACAAGAUCAGCGAGAUAGACGAAAAGUAUCGUCCACUGGCAUACGCUGUGCACAUGAUUCUGACACUGCCUGAAGUAUACCAAGACUUCUCCAAGAUUAGUGCGGAGUUUAUAGAAGACACCCAGACCUCUAAAGAUCCAGACAGAAACGAGCAAAACCAGCAAAUUCUACUAUCCCUACACAAACUGGUGGAAAUGCAUGUUAAAAAAAUAGAUGAUAGUGAUGGUACGUAUGAAGAGAUCUAUACCGCCUUUGAAAAUAUAUUUGCAGGAAAAGAACUAUCGAAGCUAACAAUAGUUGAUCUGUACAGAGAGCUACACACAAUUGUUGGAAAGUUCUAUGAGAACGCAGAAGCAAUUGAGAGCGAGUAUGUCCUGGCAGGAAAGUGCAUAAUAACAAACCAUAAGUACAUGAAAUGCGAGAUAACAGCAGAUAUAGCAUCGAAAAACAUAAACAGAAGAGUUUCAAAUUCGAACUAUUCGCUGGAAGAAAACAGAUGGAACAUUUCUCCUGAUACAAAGAAACACUAUCACAUAUACUACGUAGACAACACAACACAGCAGCUCAGAAUGCUGUGCAUGCCCAUGCAUGUGGAUGAGAGCGGCGCUGAACACUAUUUACACACAAUUAACGACAUAGUAGAGUACAUAAAAAAAAUCUAUAAAAUAGGGAAAAACAGCGUCAUUGUGUACCCGUUUAAAGUGAAUAAAAAAAGCAAAAAAUGGUCAUACAUCAAGAAAAACGACAGAAAACAGACAAUUAAAGACCUGGCAGGGUGUGAAGUAGUGUUCUACCGCAUUACAGACAACCUAAUCACAACAAAAUUCACAUUUGCAGAGUUUCAGCCUUUGGAUGCACAGAACAAAGAUAUUAUUCGCAUACCGCUGUUCCUUACGCCUCUAAUGGUGUCCGCUGUAGAUCUAGGCCCUUUUACCAAAAAAGAUGAGCACAAGGAAAUAGAGUCGAUAUUCCUUGAGAACAAAGAGCCUGAUGUGUACAAGUAUAGUAGCAAAUAUAAACAAAAGCAGUAUUCACAAGUACAGAACUACUACGCUAAUCUAUACAUACUUCCAGAUGCAAUAAAAACUAUAGAGUGCUAUUCGAUGGACUGCAAAGUAUCUGUAGAAGAAGAUAAUACUGUUAAGGCAGAGUGGUAUGCAAGAGCACCUGGGGGCAUAGAUGAGUACACAUGCUGUGUACUGGACAAAAGCUUCAAGGAAAAAAGAGAUUUUUCAAGUUUCAAUGCUUUUAUUGAAACACUGGAGUCAAGAGAGUACAAUAAGGGCAGCGAUCUGCAAGGAUUCUGGAUAAAUGACAAUAAAGAUGAAGAAAGUGAAUCUGAAGAGCCAAUGCAGAAGAUAUGCAACUGGACAGUAAAAAAUAACGAAUAUAGUGAAUUUGCAAACUUCUACACAAUAAGUGAAAUUGAGCUAAAACUAGCCAAGGAAAAGAAAAAGUUUGAGAAAAAAGAAAGCCACCAGAAAGGCUUAGGAAGGAGACACAAAAAUGAUUCAGCGCUUCUUGUAAAACAAAGAAAUAGAGCAACAUCUGCAAAAUACAAAUCAAAAGUCAGAAUAGACGACCUGCGCAAAACACUGUGCAUAAAAUUAUCUAAAAAGCCUGGUGUGCAAACAGAUUUUAUAGUGUUUAGAAAUGCAAAUGUGAGCAAAUCUAAUCUGGGAGCGCACAACGAGAUCCUUGACCUUUUAGUUUCGUGCUAUAACCACAAACCCGUGAAUCAAUGCAGCUAA
Molecule: messenger RNA, 2639 nt
Organism: Nematocida minor
Lineage: Eukaryota; Fungi; Microsporidia
Exons: 1
Source: RefSeq, a predicted model, not a curated record